This is a messenger RNA of Fusarium oxysporum Fo47, 2165 nucleotides long. Its product is annotated as ankyrin repeat-containing domain protein. The coding region runs from base 1 to 2073 and encodes 690 amino acids. NCBI's taxonomy places the organism in Eukaryota, Fungi, Ascomycota, Sordariomycetes, Hypocreales, Nectriaceae. Gene Ontology annotation, molecular function: protein binding. The transcript is spliced from 5 exons. Gene Ontology annotation, cellular component: nucleus; cytoplasm. The record is from RefSeq and is a predicted model, not a curated record.
AUGGAACUUCUUAUAUCGAAAGGCGCAGAUGUCUCGGUGGUCGACGAUGAGAGGCAAACACCCCUUAACUUAGCUUCAAUGAGUGGCAAUACCAAGGCAGCUCGGCAGCUUAUCGACAGAGGAGCUGAUAUAUCACACGAAACAACAGCUGGUUUCACACCACUCUCGAUGGCUUCUAGCAGAGGACAUGUUGAAUUGGCCAAGCUUCUUAUUAAAAGGGGUGCGGAUGUUAAUCAGGUGGUGGCCAACGGCCCCCCUCCGCUUUUGCUGGCCGUGUGUGACGACCACUCAGAACUUGCCGAGUUACUGAUAGAUGAAGGUGCGGAACGCACUGGGAUUCAAAUUAAGGGCCAGGUGUUCUCAUUACUUGCCAUGGCAGCUGGAUAUGGACAUCUCAACACGGCGAAAGCUCUGAUCAGCAAGGGUUUUAAUCCGACGGAGGCCCAGCCAUUGCUUCUAGCUGCCUCCUAUGGUAGUUAUAGUGGAUUCUCAAGAGAUUUCAUCCCAGAAACAGCUACCACAUCGCCUGAUUUCCCUUGCUUAGCUUAUCACCAGGUACUAGAACUGCUGCUCCAAAGCGGCGCUGAUGUGAACACCAGUGAUGUGCGCGGUUAUACGCCACUCUAUAUGGCUUCAUUGGGCGGCUUUAUCGAUAUAGUGGAGAUUCUAACACAGAAGGGUGCUGGCUUAAAUGUCAAAACAGUUGCUGGAGAGACACCACUUCAUGCUUCCUCCGCGAUGGGGCAUUUGCGAGUAACGCAGCUUCUUAUCCAACACGGAGCUGAUGCCGCCUCUAAAGACAACUCUGGUCGUAAUCCUUUACAUUAUGCCUGUUCAUCCCAAACCCAAACGCUUGACGAGGCUGACCACUGGGGCUCGACACCUUUAUCCCUUGCAGCAAGAUUUGGUGGCGUUGGCAUCCUCAUGGCACUUAUUGAUACAGGCGUUGUUGAGGUCAAAUCCAGCGAUAUGUUCGGUAGGACGACGACAUGGUGGGCGACAAGCCACAAUCACGAUGCAGUUGCGAGGCUACUAGCUGGAACAGAUGGGCAUCGAGACCUGGGAACUGACGUAGAGGAGGGGGAGGCUGUCCAAGAACAGGGGCUAGAGAUGGGAACCUACUGCGACAUAUGCUGGUUAUUUAUCUCUGGUCAAACUCAUUACUGGUUGGUGGACAUGAUCUUUCCAAAUGUCACUACAGCCUCCCAACUACCUUACAGCCUUUUGCAUUACAGAAUCAUAGGCCGGACUUGCCAUCAAGCUAUCAAGAUGAAGCUGAUUUCGUCCCUCUUAACCACCAUGCUCGCCGGUAGCAUGGUGAGUGCCAAGUACACCGUCGAAAUCCCCGAUGAUGCGGUCUGGGUCACCAACUGGGACGAGUUACAUGCUGCCCCUCGAUUUGAAGGAGUUCUCCUCCCCAAAUACGGAGGCUUUGUUAUUGAAGUUGAUGAAAAGAUUGUCUUGGCUACAAAUGAACGGAUGAGUAAGGAAGUGUUCGACCUGCUCACGGAUUUGGAGAAGAAUGACCCGCAGCCUGAAGACGAGCAGCAGACUCCUAACAAGAGAGAUACAGAGAUUAGAGAGAUACACGAGCCAACCGAUCCUGAAGCAACAUGCUGUAGCAGUGAAGAUGGCAUCGCCUACAAAGACCUCUCCCCAGAGCAAAAAGAAAUAAGCGACAUUCUACGCAACAUGGAUCGCGAUCCUGAUCUAAUGGGCCUAGCAGACCUCGGCAAAGACGGAGUUUUCCGCUUCCUCGACGCUGAUCGCAACAUUCACUACGCCGUCCCUCUACGACCUGCACUUAUUAAAGCCCUUAUUGAUCGUCUACCUUAUGAUCCAGAAGUCGAGAAGUUCUGGCGGGGAGUCGAUGGGACGAAAGUGCCUGAAGAGCAGUGGUACAAUCCGCCAGAGGGGAUACUACCUCCGCCGUUGGCAGAAGAGGAGAGGAGGGAGGAGCGGGAGAUUAUGGAGAAGAACAAAGACAAGAUUGAUAAGAUUCGGGGGGAUCUGAAGAAUGGAAUUCAUCGCGAACGUCUUGUAUUUAUAGAAUCGGAUAAUAAGCUUGAGUAGAUCUGGUGUCUCACCAAUCAAGCGUUGAAUUGAGCUGCUAGGCGAGACAAGAAAACUCAGGACCUUUAUUAUCAAUGCCAAAAAGACUUGGG